Hemibagrus wyckioides is the source of this 1812-nucleotide messenger RNA. RefSeq names its product SET domain containing 6, protein lysine methyltransferase (gene setd6). Gene Ontology annotation, biological process: peptidyl-lysine monomethylation. The transcript has 9 exons. The record is from RefSeq and is a predicted model, not a curated record. Lineage: Eukaryota; Metazoa; Chordata; Actinopteri; Siluriformes; Bagridae. Gene Ontology annotation, cellular component: nucleus. Gene Ontology annotation, molecular function: protein-lysine N-methyltransferase activity; protein binding. The coding region runs from base 172 to 1569 and encodes 465 amino acids.
GACACAUUCAAACUCACAUGGAGACGAGAAAGUGCGUUAUUGAAUCUCCUUCUCUGACAGAUGAACUAUUAGUUUUGAUAUUUCCAUUACACUUUAGUAAACACGUUAGCAGUGUGUACAACACUGCGCUAGAUUUAUUAACGCCUAAUUAAUAAAUUUGUUUCGAACGACAUGGCGACAGACGCGAAGAGACCGAAGCGGGAGGAUGGAUGCUCAGGCGGCAGUGUGGAUGAACCUCUGGAGAACUUCCUCAUGUGGUGUGAUGAAGUGAAGCUGAACCUCAGCAACAAGGUUUACCUCAGUAAAGAAGGCACAGCAGCAGACUAUGGCAUGCUCGCUAAAGAAGACGUAGAGGAAGGCCACGUCCUCUUCUCCAUCCCAAGAUGUGCUCUUUUACAUCCUGGCACUUCCAAAAUCAAGAAGGUUCUUGAAGAAGGACAGAACUGUUUGGAGAGCCCGUCCGGCUGGGUUCCGCUCCUCCUGGGGCUGAUGUAUGAGUACACCUCGGCCGAGUCGCACUGGAAGCCCUAUCUGAGCCUCUGGCCUGAUUUCAGGAAGCUGGACCACCCCAUGUUCUGGUCCAAGGAGGAGCGGGAGAAGCUGUUGAAGGGAACGGGUAUCCCUGAGGCAGUGGACACGGACCUGACCAACAUCCAGAAGGAGUACAACGACACGGUUCUGCCCUUCAUGCGCUCGCACCCGGAGCUGUGGGACCCCAAGCAGCACACUCUGGAGCUCUAUCAGAGUCUCGUAGCUUUCGUCAUGGCUUACAGCUUCCAGGAGCCGGUUGAGGAUGAUGAUGAGGAUGAGGAUAAAGAUCCCAACCCCCCGAUGAUGGUGCCCAUGGCGGACAUGCUCAACCACGUGUCCAAUCACAACGCCAACUUAGAGUACACAGCAGACUGUUUGAAGAUGGUGGCAGUUCGGCCUAUCAGGAAGGGUGAGGAGAUCUUCAACACGUACGGUCAGAUGGCCAACUGGCAGCUGCUGCAUAUGUAUGGCUUCGCCGAGCCUUUUCCCACCAACACCAACGACACGGCCGAUGUCCACGUGACCGCCGUCUAUAAAGCGGCUGAACAAGCAAUACAAAACGAAGCUGAGCAGCGCCUCCUGGUGGACAAAUGGAAAAUGCUGUGCGACAUGGACGUAGUCCAGGAGAAAGGUGUCUUUGUUUUUGGGAAGAGCGGUUCUCUGACAGAUACAGAGCUCUACACCACACUGAAGGUGAUAUGCAUGACCAAAGAGGAGUUUCGAGACUUCCAGGAGAACGAAGGCUGGGAGGAAGACGAAGGCGACGAGGAGGAUUCCAGAGCGGCCCAGGCUAUGAGUUUCGAGGGAAUUUCAGCUUUGACACCACAGUGGAAGCGACUGCUGCACACGGCUGCGGGCUUCACGCUGAACCUGUUCGCCGAGGACCUGGAGUCCGAUCUCAGGGUGAUGGAGGAACCAAAAGCUCUGGCAAAUCUCGGCCACAGGGAGAGGAGAGCGCUACACGUCCGGCUCGGCCAGAAGAGCAUCGUCCGGAAGCUUCAGCAGCUCACAGCAACAUCAGUCAACCAGCAGAGAUAAUCAUUCUAAUGUUUUCUCAGGACAAAGAAAAUGCUAAAUACAAAUAUUAGAGUGUAAAUCUUCCAUUACAAAUUCUGUCUGAAUCGUGUCCAAAACAAAUGGCAUCAUGAAGCAAGUGAUGGAGAACCAAAUAUUUUGAUUAGAUGAAAAACGGAAGCCUGUGAUAGGAGUGGAAACAGCUGAGAAAGCCGAUACUGCCGAGCUGAAUGUUCAGAAGAAAAAAUAAAAAAUGUUUAACAUUUU